AUGUCAGAGGACUACAAGCACAAUAACCAAUCUAGCUUUGUAGUGGAGCAGAUGGUCCUCAUAGAUAUUCAGAAGUUGUUAGAAUCAAUGCAGAAGGACAUAAAGAUGUACCCACUUCCUGAUAUUGAUGACACAUAUGAUCCAUCCGGUGAUAUUCCUAGGGAGAUUUUUGAGGAGGCUAGUGUUGAGGCAACCAUUGAUGACAUGGCACUACCAAAGACCCUUAACAAGGAGCAGCAGACAGCCUACAACGAGAUUAUGUCUACCGUUGAUAGCGAUAAUGGGGAUGAGGUGACGAUGAUGAAGAGGCAAGGUGUCGAGGCGCUAGACAACAGCCUCCGUGAUAUCAUGGAGCGUCCUAACCUGCCAUUCGGGGGCAAGACUGUGGUGUUUGGUGGAGAUUUUAGGCAGGUUCUCCGAGUUGUUUGA
Sorghum bicolor (sorghum) is the source of this 429-nucleotide messenger RNA. RefSeq lists its product as uncharacterized. Gene Ontology annotation, molecular function: DNA helicase activity. NCBI's taxonomy places the organism in Eukaryota, Viridiplantae, Streptophyta, Magnoliopsida, Poales, Poaceae. The record is from RefSeq and is a predicted model, not a curated record. The transcript is spliced from 2 exons. Gene Ontology annotation, biological process: telomere maintenance; DNA repair. The coding region runs from base 1 to 429 and encodes 142 amino acids.